AUGGACUCUCACCGGGCAUCAUUUAGCGACUUAGGGGAAGGGAAUGCGCACGCAGUGGAGCAGUUGGAUCCUCAUUCUCAGCCAUCCCGCGACUCGGUCGCCAGUUUUACAAGCCCCCCCUCCAGAUCUCUCAGUAUCAAGAAAACCGUCACUCCCUUACCCGCCAACCUACUCCCCUCGGCGCCUGCAUCGCCCCCGACUCCAGCGCCGAGCCCGACCCCCCAUCAACGACCCCCGAACUGGUAUUCGACCGAUGAUGAGGAGAGCAGUUUCCUGUUGAACCUACGCAUACAAUUUAGCACUCUAUCAAAUGCCCGGAAACAGAAACUUCUAGAGGGUCUGUUGGAUAUAUGCGACAGCCAGCAGUUGAGUUUCGUGUCGAGUUACGUUGGUCCUCGAUUACGGAAAGAUCCAUUCCAAGUCUUUCCCAAUGAGUUAUGCUUAAGGGUCCUCUCCUUUAUCGACGACCCCAAGACCCUCGCCAGAGCCUCGCAAGUAUCCCGGCGCUGGCGAGAACUAUUAAACGAUGACAUCACAUGGAAGAAUCUAUGCGAGAAACAUGCAUAUUCGGUGCGGCGAGUGCUUGAAGAUGAAGGGGACUUGGUUGACCCCUUCACCGCUCAUCCCGUGGACUCGACCAGCGCACGACCCUUUGGCCUGCAGCGGCGCUUAACUGCGUCAAACGGCCAGUCGACCGAGAGCGCACCGGACCUUCCCCGCACGCUUUCGGGUGAAUGGCUGCCACCGACCAGCUUCCCGUCACGGAGACGUCGCACCCGUCCUGUCUCCUAUCGUUCGCAGUUCAAGCAGAAAUACAUGGUUGAAUCGGCGUGGAACAAGGGUGGUCGCUGUACACAGCGACAUAUUACCCCCGACCAAGGCGUCGUUACUAGCCUGCAUCUGACACCGAAGUACAUCGUCGUUGCUUUGGAUAAUGCGAAGAUUCAUGUAUAUGAUACCAACGGUGACAACCAGAAGACACUUCAAGGUCAUGUGAUGGGCGUAUGGGCCAUGGUCCCAUGGGACGACAUUUUGGUCAGUGGAGGCUGCGAUCGCGAAGUCAGAGUGUGGAAUAUGGCUACUGGAACGGGGAUCCAUCUACUCCGGGGUCACACAUCGACUGUCCGCUGCUUGAAGAUGUCCGAUAAGAACACUGCCAUCUCAGGAUCAAGAGAUACGAGUCUCCGUAUUUGGGAUUUGGCUACGGGGACCUGUCGGCACACCCUUGUCGGACAUCAAGCUAGCGUGCGCUGUCUUGCUAUUCAUGGCGACCUCGUUGUGUCAGGUAGCUACGACACGACGGCACGGAUAUGGAGUAUUUCUCAAGGACGCUGUCUGCGAACACUAUCAGGUCAUUUCAGUCAGAUCUACGCGAUUGCUUUCGACGGGCGUCGAAUCGCGACGGGAAGUCUGGAUACUAGCGUUCGGAUUUGGGACCCGCAUUCUGGACAAUGUCAUGCGAUUCUGCAGGGUCAUACGUCCUUGGUUGGACAGCUACAGAUGCGCGAUGAUACGCUUGUCACUGGUGGUUCUGAUGGCUCUGUCCGUGUCUGGUCGUUGACUAAGAUGGCUCCCAUACAUCGACUUGCUGCGCAUGAUAACAGUGUCACCAGCCUUCAAUUUGACAAGACUCGUAUUGUUAGCGGAGGAAGUGAUGGCCGAGUCAAGGUUUGGAACCUUCAGACUGGCCAGCUGCUCCGAGAGCUUUCUACUCCGGCUGAAGCUGUAUGGAGAGUCGCCUUUGAAGACGAGAAGGCAGUCAUUAUGGCCAGUCGAUCUGGCCGUACAGUUAUGGAGGUCUGGUCCUUCUCUCCACCACUGGAGGACUACGAUGAUACCGCCAUCGAAAGUUCGUCAAGCACGCCGGGCUUCAGCUCCGUCGACGACAACGAACUGGCAGUUCCACCACGGCAUCGGACUAUCUUUUCCGAUCCUCCACCGUCCAUCCCACCGGGCAGUGACAGUGACCAACUCAUGCCCGACGCCUGA
Penicillium nucicola is the source of this 1989-nucleotide messenger RNA. Its product is annotated as F-box/WD repeat-containing protein. The record is from RefSeq and is a predicted model, not a curated record. Gene Ontology annotation, molecular function: histone binding. The transcript has 4 exons. Lineage: Eukaryota; Fungi; Ascomycota; Eurotiomycetes; Eurotiales; Aspergillaceae. The coding region runs from base 1 to 1989 and encodes 662 amino acids. Gene Ontology annotation, cellular component: Set1C/COMPASS complex.